AUGUCCAGUCUCGCCAAGACCUUCGCAAAGACGAAGCUCGGGCCGCUACCGCCAGAACCGCCUGUCUAUGAAGAUGUCGAGCACGAAGAUGAUUCCUCCUCCGCUUCCUCUAUGUCGAGCACCGGCACUGUAAUCCCUACGUCUUCACAGCGGCCUGCACCAUCCGUUCGUUGGUCUGAUUAUUUCUCUCAGGAGUUCUAUCUCGAGCGUCUGUCGCCGGAUUCGAGCCAUGCAAAGUUCCACGUAUACUUGACCCCUCCGAAUUCCGCUAAGGCUCCAUUACUGGUGUUGCAUCAUGGUGCCGGAAGCUCUGCACUGAGCUUCGCUCUGUUUGCCAAGGAGCUUCAGAAACAGCUUCCAGAUGCGGGGAUACUGGCUGUGGAGGCAAGGGAUCAUGGGAGUGUGGUUUGGGGCCCAGAGGGGCAUGUUGAUAACGAUUUGUCGAUUGAUCUUUUGAGUCAGGAUAUGGUGGAUAUGAUGCACCUCACACAGGCAAGGAUGGGCUGGAAAGAGUUACCCACCGUCGUUUUGAUAGGACACAGCUUGGGUGGUGCUGUGGUCACGAAUGCUGCAAAGCAAGGGCUCCUGGGGAACAAGUUGCUUGGGUACGCUGUUUUGGAUGUGGUAGAAGGUUCAGCUAUGGAGGCAUUGAAACAUAUGCAAGCGUAUCUCGCCAAUAGACCGAAAAUGUUCCCUACGCUGGACGCCGCAAUUGACUGGCAUAUUCGAUCUCGGACGUUGCGAAACCCAAAAUCUGCAAGAGCCAGUGUUCCGAGUCUGUUACUACAGACAUCCGAAGGUCGAUGGGCAUGGAGAACCGAUCUUUCUACAACGGAAGCAUACUGGGAGAACUGGUUUUCCGGUAUGAGUUCCAAAUUUCUGGGCGGGAAGGGUGCAAAACUGCUCAUGCUCGCUGGUACUGAUCGGCUGGACAAAGAAUUGAUGAUCGGGCAGAUGCAAGGGAAAUUCCAGCUCCAAGUCUUCCCCUCCGCCGGCCAUUUCCUUCAAGAAGACCAGCCGGAGAGGACUGCAGAGGUCGUUGUGGAGUUCGUGAAACGCAACGACCGCAGCGCAUUGGUUCUCCCCCCGAAAGUAUCAGAUCUUCUAGCGCAAGGCAAAAAGGUCUGA
Messenger RNA from Lindgomyces ingoldianus, 1128 nucleotides. Its product is annotated as protein phosphatase methylesteras-like protein 1. Gene Ontology annotation, molecular function: protein methylesterase activity. The coding region runs from base 1 to 1128 and encodes 375 amino acids. Lineage: Eukaryota; Fungi; Ascomycota; Dothideomycetes; Pleosporales; Lindgomycetaceae. The record is from RefSeq and is a predicted model, not a curated record. The transcript has 2 exons. Gene Ontology annotation, biological process: protein demethylation.